AUAGGCGUGCAGGGACCUUGGGCAGGAGUGAGAAGGCUUCCUGCUCCACGUCCCCCUGCCAUGGAGAGUGGAGUGCUGUCUCUCAUGCAACAAGCAUUGAUCCGAGACUGGUCGUGAGUGAACAACGACCCUGUGCAGCACAGCAUGGUGCUGUUCAGCAGAUUGCUUGAUCUGGACCCUGAUCUGUUGCCCCUUUUCCAGUACAAUUGCAAGCAGUUUGCCAGCCCUCAGGAAUGCCUCUCUGCCCCUGAGUUCCUGGAUCACAUUAGGGAGGUGAUGUUGGUGAUUGAUGCUGCUGUGAACCACCUGGAGAACUUACCAUGCUUGGAAGAUCUCUGCGCUCUUGACAAGAAGCACCAGACAGUUGGUGUGAAGGUUGAAUCUCUUUUGACUGUUGGCGAGUCCUUGCUGUACAUGCUGGAAAACUGCCUUGGCACUGUCUUCUGCCUGGAUGUGCAGGAGGCUUGGAUCAAACUCUGUGAUGAGGUGGUGAAAGCCAUACGAUGUGGCUGGGACUAG
Messenger RNA from Rhea pennata, 519 nucleotides. RefSeq names its product neuroglobin-like. Gene Ontology annotation, biological process: oxygen transport; response to hypoxia. Gene Ontology annotation, molecular function: oxygen carrier activity; heme binding; oxygen binding. Lineage: Eukaryota; Metazoa; Chordata; Aves; Rheiformes; Rheidae. The record is from RefSeq and is a predicted model, not a curated record.